Talpa occidentalis (Iberian mole) is the source of this 11524-nucleotide messenger RNA. RefSeq names its product laminin subunit alpha 2 (gene LAMA2). Gene Ontology annotation, biological process: regulation of cell adhesion; regulation of cell migration; cell adhesion. Gene Ontology annotation, molecular function: extracellular matrix structural constituent; signaling receptor binding. Gene Ontology annotation, cellular component: basement membrane. The coding region runs from base 95 to 9445 and encodes 3116 amino acids. The transcript is spliced from 63 exons. NCBI's taxonomy places the organism in Eukaryota, Metazoa, Chordata, Mammalia, Eulipotyphla, Talpidae. The record is from RefSeq and is a predicted model, not a curated record.
AGCUGCUGCUCCUUGAGCUCACAACCCCAGGCCGGGGCCAGGCGGCAGCGACUCCGCAGGCUCCUGGGAAGUGGAUCCGCUCCGGGCCACCGCGAUGCCUGGAGUCGCCGGGGUCCUCCUGGCGCUGCUGCUGAGCGGAGGCGUCGGGGGCGCCCGGGCACAGGAGCCUCAGCAGCCGCCGCGGCAGACGCAGGCGCAUCAGCAAAGAGGUUUAUUUCCUGCUGUUCUGAACCUUGCUUCUAAUGCUCUCAUCACCACAAAUGCAACAUGUGGAGAAAAAGGACCUGAAAUGUACUGCAAGUUGGUAGAGCAUGUCCCUGGGCAGCCUGUGAGGAACCCCCAAUGUCGAAUCUGCAAUCAAAACAGCAGCAAUCCCUACCAGAGACACCCAAUUACAAAUGCUAUUGAUGGAAAGAACACUUGGUGGCAGAGUCCCAGUAUUAAGAAUGGAAUUGAAUAUCAUUAUGUGACAAUCACCCUGGAUUUGCAGCAGGUGUUCCAGAUUGCCUAUGUGAUCGUGAAAGCUGCCAACUCCCCUCGACCUGGAAACUGGAUUUUGGAACGCUCGCUUGAUGAUGUUGAAUAUAAGCCUUGGCAGUAUCAUGCUGUGACGGACACAGAGUGCCUAACCCUCUACAAUAUUCAUCCCCGCACUGGACCUCCGUCCUAUGCCAAAGACGAUGAGGUCAUCUGCACUUCAUUUUAUUCCAAGAUACACCCCUUGGAAAAUGGAGAGAUUCACAUCUCUUUGAUCAAUGGGAGACCAAGUGCUGAUGAUCCUUCUCCUGAACUGCUAGAAUUUACUUCUGCUCGCUAUAUUCGCCUGAGAUUCCAGAGGAUCCGCACAUUGAAUGCUGAUUUGAUGAUGUUUGCUCACAAAGACCCAAGAGAAAUUGACCCCAUUGUCACACGAAGAUAUUACUACUCGGUCAAGGACAUUUCAGUUGGAGGGAUGUGCAUCUGCUAUGGUCAUGCCAGGGCUUGUCCACUUGAUCCGGUGACAAAUAAAUCCCGCUGUGAAUGUGAACAUAAUACAUGUGGUGAUAGCUGUGAUCAGUGCUGCCCAGGAUUCCACCAGAAACCUUGGAGAGCUGGGACAUUCCUGACUAAAACUGAGUGUGAAGCAUGCAAUUGUCAUGGGAAAGCUGAUGAAUGCUAUUAUGAUGAAAAUGUUGCCAGAAGAAAUUUGAGCUUAAAUAUACAUGGAAAAUACAUUGGAGGCGGCGUGUGUAUCAAUUGUACCCAAAACACUGCUGGUAUAAACUGUGAGACAUGCAUUGAUGGUUUCUUCAGACCCAAAGGGGUAUCACCAAAGUAUCCAAGACCAUGCCAACCAUGCCACUGUGAUGCAGUUGGUUCCUUGAGUGAAGUCUGUGUCAAGGAUGUGAAGCAGGCUCGCAGAGGUCUGGCACCUGGUUCCUGCCAUUGUAAACCUGGCUUUGGAGGUUUGAGCUGUGAUCGGUGUGCCAGGGGCUACACUGGCUACCCAGAGUGCACACGCUGUAAUUGCAGUGGCUUAGGGAGCACAAAUGAAGACCCUUGUUUUGGACCCUGUAACUGCAAGGAGAAUGUUGAAGGAGAAGACUGCAGUCGCUGCAAAACCGGCUUCUUCAAUUUGCAAGAGGAAAAUCGUAAAGGUUGUGAUGAAUGUUUCUGCUCAGGGGUUUCAAACAGAUGUCAGAGUUCCUAUUGGACCUAUGGCAAUAUACAAGACAUGAGUGGCUGGCAUUUGACUGACAUCUCAGGUCACACUCGCAUGGCCCCUCAGCAGGACAACUUCGGUACACCUCAGCAAAUCAGCAUCAGCAGCGUGGAGGUCCAAGGAGCUUUUCCACAGAGCUACUUCUGGAGUGCACCGGCUCCAUACCUGGGAAACAAACUUUCAGCAGCUGGAGGACAACUGACAUUUACUGUAUCAUAUGACCUGGAAGAGGAGGGAGAAGAUACAGAACACGCACUACAACUUAUGAUUAUCUUAGAGGGAAAUGACUUGAGAAUCAGCACAGCCCAAGAUGAAGUGUACCUGCAGCCAUCUGAAGAGCGUAUUAACGUAUUGUCACUUAAAGAAGACUUUUUUACCUUACAUGGCACAAAUUCCCCAGUCAGUAGAAAAGAGUUUAUGACUGUGCUUGCAAAUUUAAAGAGAGUCCUCAUACAAAUCAAAUACAGCCUUGGGAUGGAUGCCAUCUUCAGGUUAAGCUCUGUUGGCCUUGAAUCUGCUGUCCCUUAUCCUACUGAAGGAAGCAUCGCCACGGCUGUGGAAGUUUGUCAGUGUCCACCAGGGUACACUGGCUCCUCUUGUGAAUCAUGUUGGCCUCGGCACAGGCGAGUUAACGGCACAGUAUUUGGUGGCAUCUGUGAACCAUGCCAGUGUUUCGGUCAUGCGGAAUCCUGUGAUGACAUCACCGGAGAAUGCCUGAACUGUAAAGAUCACACAGGUGGCUUAUACUGCAAUAGAUGUCUUCCUGGUUUCUAUGGUGAUCCUACUAAAGGAACCUCUGAAGAUUGUCAGCCAUGUGCCUGUCCACUCAAUAUCCCAUCUAAUAACUUUAGCCCGACGUGCCAUUUAGACCGCAGUCUUGGAUUCAUCUGUGAUAAAUGCCCUGUCGGGUACACAGGACCACGCUGUGAGAGGUGUGCAGAAGGCUAUUUUGGACAACCUUCUGUACCUGGAGGAUCAUGUCAGCCGUGCCAAUGCAAUGACAACCUUGACUUCUCCAUCCCUGGCAGCUGUGACAGCUUGUCUGGCUCCUGUCUGAUAUGUAAGCCAGGUACAACAGGCCAGUACUGUGAGCUCUGUGCUGAUGGAUAUUUUGGAGACGCAGUUGAUGCAAAGAACUGUCAGCCCUGUCGCUGUAAUGUCAAUGGCUCCUUUUCUGAGGUUUGCCACACUAAGACAGGACAGUGUGAAUGCAAACCCAAUGUGCAAGGGUGGCGGUGUGAUGAAUGUAAGCCUGAAACCUUUGGCCUGCAAUCAGGAAGGGGGUGUGCUCCCUGCAACUGCAAUUCUUUCGGGUCUAAAUCAUUCGACUGCGAUGAGAGUGGUCAGUGUUGGUGCCAGCCUGGAGUCACAGGGAAGAAGUGUGACCGCUGUGCCCAUGGCUAUUUUAACUUCCAGGAAGGAGGAUGCACAGCUUGUGACUGUUCUCAUCUGGGUAAUAACUGUAACCCAAAGACCGGACAAUGCAUUUGUCCUCCCAAUACCAUUGGAGAAAAAUGUUCUAAAUGUGCACCUAACACCUGGGGUCACAGCAUUGUCACUGGUUGUAAGGCAUGUAAUUGCAGUUUAGUGGGAUCCUUGGAUUUCCACUGCAAUAUAAACACAGGCCAAUGCAACUGUCAUCCUAAAUUUUCGGGUACAAAAUGUACACAGUGCAGUCAAGGUUAUUGGAACUACCCUCACUGCAGUCCCUGUGAUUGCUUCCUGCCUGGCGCUGAUGACUCGACCUGUGAUUCAGAGACAAAGCAGUGUUUCUGCAGUGAUCAGACUGGUCAGUGCACUUGUAAGGUGAAUGUGGAAGGUGUGCACUGCGACAGGUGCCGUCCUGGAAAAUUUGGACUGGAUGCCCAGAAUCCGCUUGGCUGCAGCAGCUGCUAUUGCUUCGGCGUGACUAGUCAGUGCUCUGAAGCACAAGGACUGUUCCAUACGCGGGUGACUCUGAAGCCUGAACAGACCAUUCUGCCCCUGGUGGACGAGGCACUGCAGCACACAACUACCAAAGGCAUUGCUUUUCAACAUCCAGAGAUUAUUGCACAUAUGAAUCUGGUGAAACAAGAUCUCCAUUUGGAACCUUUUUAUUGGAAACUUCCAGAACAAUUUGAAGGAAAGAAGUUGAUGGCCUACGGUGGAAAACUCAAGUACACCAUCUAUUUUGAGGCUCGGGAAGAGACAGGUUUCUCUACGUAUAAUCCUCAGGUUAUCAUUCGAGGUGGGACUCCUACUCAUGCUAGAAUUAUCAUCAGGCAUAUGGCUGCUCCUCUAAUUGGCCAAUUGACAAGGCAUGAAAUUGAAAUGACAGAGAAAGAAUGGAAAUACUAUGGCGAUGAUCCGCGUGUCAGUAGAACUGUGACCCGUGAAGACUUCCUGGAUGUACUUUAUGAUAUCCAUUAUAUUCUUAUCAAAGCUACUUAUGGAAAUAUCAUGCGACAAAGCAGGAUUUCUGAAAUCUCCAUGGAGCUAGCUGAACAAGGACAUGGAAUAGCAGGGGCUCCUCCAGCUCACUUGAUAGAAAGAUGUGACUGUCCCCCUGGCUAUUCUGGCUUUUCCUGUGAGACAUGCAUGCCGGGAUUUUAUCGACUGCGCUCCGAGCCCGGAAGUCGUGGCCCUGGACCAACCUUGGGCACCUGCGUUCCAUGUCAGUGUAAUGGACACAGCAACCUGUGUGAUCCUGAGACCUCUCGGUGCCAGGAUUGUCAGCAUCACACUACUGGUGACUUCUGUGAACGAUGUUCUCUCGGAUACUAUGGAAUUGUCAAGGGAUUGCCAACUGACUGUCAGCAAUGUGCUUGUCCUCUGAUUUCUUCCAGCAACAAUUUCAGCCCUUCUUGUGUCAUGGAAGGUCUUGAUGAUUACCGCUGCACUGCUUGUCCACGAGGAUACGAAGGCCAGUAUUGUGAAAGGUGUGCCCCUGGCUAUACUGGCAGCCCAAGCAGCCCUGGAGGCUCCUGUCAAGAAUGUGAGUGUGACCCCUAUGGCUCGCUGCCUGUGCCCUGUGACCCUGUCACAGGGUUCUGCACGUGCCGCCCAGGAGCUACAGGGCAGAAGUGUGACGGCUGCAAACACUGGCAUGCACGCGAGGGCAUGGAGUGUAUUUUUUGUGGAGAUGAAUGCACAGGCCUUCUUCUCGGUGACUUGGCGCGCCUGGAGCAGAUGGCCAUGACCAUCAACCUCACUGGCCCGCUGCCUGCUCCAUAUAAAAUGCUAUAUGGUCUUGAAAAUAUGACUCAGGAAUUAAAGCACUUGCUCUCACCUCAGAGGGCUCCAGAAAGGCUUAUUCAGCUGGCAGAGGGCAAUCUGAACACGCUCGUGACAGAAAUGAAUGAGCUCCUGACCAGGGCUACCAAAGUGACAGCAGAUGGUGAGCAGACUGGACAGGAUGCUGAGAGGACCAACAAGAGAGCAGACUCUUUAGGAAAAUUCAUUAAGGAGCUUGCUCAGGAUGCAGAAGCUGUAAAUGAAAAAGCUGUAAAACUAAAUGAAACUCUAGGAAUUCAAGACAAGGCCUUUGAGAGAAAUUUGCAAGAGCUUCAGAAAGAGAUUGAUCAGAUGAUGGCAGAACUGAGGAGGAAAAAUCUAGAUACACAAAAGGAAGUUGCUGAAGACGAGUUGGUGGCUGCAGAAGGCCUCCUGAAGAAAGUGAAGAAGCUGUUUGGAGAAUCCCGGGGGAAAAAUGAGGAAAUGGAAAAGGCUCUCCAGGAGAAACUGGCAGACUACAAAAGCAAAGUUGAUGAUGCUCAGGACCUAUUGAGAGAAGCCACAGACAAAAUCAGAGAAGCUAAUCGCUUAUCUGCCGCAAACCAGAAUAAUAUGACUGCUCUGGAGAAAAAGAAGGAGGCUAUUGAAAGCGGCAAACGACAAAUUGAAAACACUUUAAAAGAAGGCAAUGACAUACUUGAUGAAGCCAAUCGUCUUGCAAAUGAAAUCAACUCAGUCAUAGAUUAUGUGGAAGACAUUCAAACGAAACUGCCACCCAUGUCUGAGGAGCUUAAAGAUAAAAUAGACGACCUCUCCCAAAAAACAAAGGACAAGAACCUUGCUGAGAAGGUGUCCCAGGCCGAGCGCCACGCGGCUCAGUUGAAUGACUCAUCUGCUGUUCUUGAUGGGAUCCUUGAUGAAGCUAAAAACAUCUCCUUCAAUGCCACAGCAGCCUUCAAAGCUUAUAGCAAUAUUAAGGACUAUAUUGAUGAAGCUGAGAAAAUUGCCAGGGAAGCCAAAGGUCUUGCGCAUGAAGCUACAAACCUGGCAACAGGUCCUCAGGGCUCAUUAAAAGAGGAUGCCAAAGCGUCUCUUCAGAAAAGUUUUGGGAUUCUUAAUGAAGCCAAGAAGUUAGCAAAUAAUGUGAAAGAAAAUGAUGACCACCUGAAUGGCUUGACAACCAGAUUAGAAAACGCUGAUGCUAGAAAUGGGGCUCUCUUGAGGGCUUUGAAUGACACUUUGGGAAAGUUAUCAGCCAUUCCGAAUGACACAGCUGCUAAACUGCAAGCUGUUAAGGACAAAGCAAGACAAGCCAAUGACACAGCAAAAGAUGUACUGGCUCAGAUUAAAGACCUCCACCAGAACCUUGAUGGCCUGAAGAAAAAUUACCAUCAACUAGCAGACAGCGUAGCCCAAACAAAUGCUGUGGUAAAAGAUCCUUCAAAGAACAUUGCGGAUGCAGAUGCCACUGUGAAAAAUCUAGAACAAGAAGCUGAUCGCUUGAUAGAUAAACUCAAACCUAUCAAGGAACUUGAAGAUAACCUGAAGAAAAACAUUUCUGAGAUAAAGGAACUGAUAAACCAAGCCAGGAAGCAAGCCAAUUCUAUCAAAGUAUCUGUGUCUUCUGGAGGUGACUGUAUUCGAACAUACAAGCCGGAAAUCAAGAAAGGAAGCUACAAUAAUAUCGUUGUCAAUGUAAAGACAGCUGUUGCUGACAACCUCCUUUUUUACCUUGGAAGUGCCAAAUUUGUUGACUUCCUGGCUAUAGAAAUGCGUAAAGGCAAAGUAAGUUUUCUCUGGGAUGUUGGCUCUGGAGUUGGACGAGUAGAGUAUCCAGAUUUGACUAUUGAUGACUCAUAUUGGUACCGUAUUGAGGCAUCAAGGACUGGGCGAAAUGGAACUAUUUCUGUGAGAGCCCUAGAGGGACCCAAAGCCAGCAUUGUGCCCAGUACAUACUACUCAGCAUCUCCUCCAGGGUACACUAUUCUAGAUGUGGAUGCAAAUGCAAUGCUGUUCGUCGGUGGCUUGACUGGAAAACUGAAGAAAGCUGAUGCUGUACGAGUGAUUACAUUCACUGGCUGCAUGGGAGAAACAUACUUUGACAGCAAACCCAUAGGGCUGUGGAAUUUCCGAGAAAAAGAAGGUGACUGCCAAGGAUGUACUGUCAGUCCUCAGGUGGAAGAUAGUGAGGGAACUAUUCAGUUUGAUGGAGAAGGCUAUGCUUUGGUCAGCCGCCCCAUUCGCUGGUACCCCAACAUCUCUACUGUCAUGUUCAAGUUCAGGACAUUUUCCUCAAGUGCACUCCUGAUGUACCUUGCCACAAGAGACCUGAAAGAUUUCAUGAGUGUAGAGCUCACUGAUGGGCACAUAAAAGUCAGCUAUGAUCUGGGCUCAGGAAUGGCUUCUGUUAUCAGCAAUCAAAACCACAAUGAUGGGAAAUGGAAAUCAUUCACACUGUCAAGAAUUCAAAAACUAGCCAAUAUAUCCAUUGUUGACAUAGACACUAACCAAGAAGAGAAUAUAGUAACAUCAUCUCCUGGAAAUAACUUUGGACUUGAUCUGAAAGCAGAUGACAAAAUAUAUUUUGGUGGUCUGCCAACACUGAGAAACUUGAGGCCAGAAGUAAAUUUGAAGAAAUAUUCUGGUUGUCUUAAAGAUAUUGAAAUUUCAAGAACACCAUACAAUAUACUCAGUAGCCCUGAUUAUGUUGGUGUUACCAAGGGAUGCUCUCUGGAGAAUGUUUACACAGUUAGCUUCCCCAAGCCUGGGUAUGUGGAGAUUCCCCCUGUGCCAAUUGAUGUAGGAACAGAAAUCAACCUGUCCUUCAGCACCAAGAAUGAGUCUGGGAUUAUUCUCUUGGGAAGUGGAGGGACACCAGUACCACCAAGGCGAAAAAGAAGACAAACUGGACAGGCAUAUUAUGCGAUAUUCCUGAACAAGGGCCGCCUGGAAGUGCAUCUCUCCACAGGGACACGAACAAUGAGGAAAAUUGUCAUCAAACCAGAACAGAGUCUGUUUCACGACGGGAGAGAACAUUCUGUUCAUGUCGAGAGAACUAGAGGCAUCUUUACUGUUCAAGUGGAUGAAGACAGAAGGCAUAUGCAAAACCUGUCGGUAGAACAGCCCAUUGAAGUUAAAAAGCUUUUCGUUGGGGGUGCUCCACCAGAAUUCCAACCUUCCCCACUCAGAAACAUUCCUCCUUUUGAAGGCUGCAUAUGGAAUCUUGUUAUUAACUCUGUCCCCAUGGACUUCGCACAACCUGUAUCCUUCAAGAAUGCAGACAUCGGUCGCUGUGCCCAGAAGCUGGGUGAAGAUGAGGAUGCAGCAGUUCCAGCUGAAGUCAUUAUCCAGCCACAGCCAGUUCCCACCUCCACCUUUCCUACACACACACCAUUUGUGACACAUGGUCCUUGUGCUGCAGAAUCAGAACCAGCUCUUUUGCUAGGAAGCAAGCAGUUUGGGCUUUCGAAAAACAGUCACAUUGCAAUUGCAUUUGAUGACACCAAAGUUAAAAACCGCCUCACAAUUGAGUUUGAAGUACGCACUGAAGCUGAAUCGGGCUUGCUUUUUUACAUGGCUCGGAUCAAUCAUGCUGAUUUUGCUACAGUUCAGCUGAGAAAUGGCUUGCUUUACUUCAGCUAUGACUUGGGGAGUGGUGACACCAACACCAUGAUCCCGACCAAAAUCAAUGACGGCCAGUGGCACAAGAUUAAAAUUAUGAGAAUUAAGCAAGAAGGAACUCUUUAUGUAGAUGAUGCCUCCAACAGAACGAUCAGUCCCAAGAAAGCUGACAUCCUGGAUGUUGUGGGAAUGCUGUACGUGGGCGGGCUACCCGUCAACUACACUACCCGGAGAAUUGGUCCUGUGACCUACAGCAUUGAUGGCUGCAUCAGGAAUCUCCAGAUGGCAGAGGCGCCUGCUGAUCUUGAACAACCAACCUCCAGCUUCCACGUGGGGACAUGUUUUGCAAAUGCUCAGAAAGGGACAUAUUUUGAUGGAACAGGUUUUGCCAAAGCAGUUGGUGGGUUCAAAGUGGGAUUAGACCUCCUUGUGGAAUUUGAAUUCCGUACAACUAGAACCACUGGAGUCCUUCUGGGAAUCAGCAGCCAGAAAAUGGAUGGAAUGGGAAUUGAGAUGAUUGAUGAAAAGCUUAUGGUUCAUGUAGACAAUGGUGCUGGCCGAUUCACUGCUGUCUAUGAUGCUGGAAUCCCAGGACAUCUGUGUGAUGGACAGUGGCAUAAAGUCACAGCCAACAAGAUCAAACACCGCAUUGAGCUGACAGUGGAUGGGAACCAGGUGGAAACUGAGAGCCCAAAUCGUUCCUCUACAUCAGCCGAUACAAAUGACCCUGUGUUUGUUGGGGGGUUCCCAGAUGGCCUCAACCAGUUUGGCCUGACAACUAAUGUUCGAUUCCGUGGUUGCAUUCGAUCCCUGAAGCUCACCAAGGGCACUGGCAAGCCCCUGGAGGUUAAUUUUGCCAAAGCCCUGGAACUAAGGGGCGUUCAACCAGUAUCAUGUCCAGCUAACUAAUAAAAUAAGUUUUACCCCAAGAAGGGUCUUUUAAAACAAGUUUAUCAAGUAAAACAAAUAUAUGUUACCUGUGUAUGCUAGUGAAACUAAUUUGUGCAUGUAAAUCGAAUUCUUUCUGUAUUCAGAUGGUGCUAAUUCAGAUCCAAGGCUGAAUUUUAUUUCAAGUGCUUUCUCAAAUUCAUGCAUAUUAAAUCAGUUAUUUCAUUCUAAAUAAUUGUUUGUGUAAAUUUUUAAAGAUAAAAAACAACUCACCAUAAAUUAUUGAAUUUUCAACAUGUCCCAGAGUCAUUUCAAGAUGAACUCAGAUAUAUAUUUGUGUGUGUGUGUGUGUAUAUAUGCAUAUGCAUAUGUAUUUUUUUAACAAACUCUUAUUAAUACUUUUAUCAUUAUUUUCCAUGUAUGUCAGCUUUGGCUUUCUGUCCAGGCCACUUGGAAACAACAGUGGAUUUGUCAUGUUUGAUUGGGAACAAAUCAGCUCCCUGACUCCUCAUGUUUGUGAAAGCAUUAGCAAGUCAUUUCCCUGAUUCAGGUUCAUUAUUAGAGAGUUUAACUAGCCGUAAGAAUGAAUACCUUUUUAUGCUGAAGGCAGAGAGUAUAGAUCAAAUUCAGCCUGAGAGCUUAAUGACUUGAUUUUCUUGUUUGAUAAUGAUUUAUAGGCUUUGGGGAAAUACCAGAACCAAGUUCCAGAAUGACAAAUUAAGCAUACAUUUGAUACUACAGUACUAAGGCUUUGGGCUCUACAUUUUCAGUGAAUAUAGCAAUCUACACUUAGGAGGAAAGCAGUAAUGCUGGAAUGUGCUUUUACUUACCAAGGAACAAUAAACCAGGAACUUAAAGGCAUUCAUCUUUGAGUCUUCUUGGAGUUGUAAUUUCACCUAACUUCAUUUCAUUCAAAAACUUCUAUUUUGUUGUUCUCUUUUUGCCCACUAUUUCAAUAAUCUUCAAAGGGGUCUGUAAGAGUAGAUUAUAUUUAUCACCUUAAGAAGGAAACAUUUCAUUUGCCAUCUUCAAUAGAAUAUUUUAGUCUAAUAAUGCAAAACAUUUAAAAGAACAGACUUACCCCCCAACAGAGUGAUAAUUUUAGCAGAAGGGUAAUUCUCUCUGACAGUGUUGUCUGUUGGGGAAAGAAGGUGCUGUUUCUAAAUCAGGAGAGAGGCAACACACUCAGCAUUUCAUCAUUGAUUAGUGGCUUGAUAUGAUUUGCUCAUACAGUGCAUUCUAGAGCAGGUGACUUUCAUUUUCCUCCAUUUUGAAUUACCUGAGAAGCUUUAAAAAGCUGGUGCCUCCAUAGUGAUUGGACCAGUUUGCACUCCCACCAGCAGUACAGGAGAGUUCCUUUUUCUCCACAUCCUCGCCAACAUUUGUUGUUGCUAGUUAUUUUAAUAUGUGCCAUUCUCACUGGUGUAAGAUGGUAUCUCAUUGUAGUUUUGAUUUUCAUUUCCCUGAUUACAAGUGAUGUUGAACAUUUUUCAUAUGCCUGUUGGCCAUUUGCAUUUCCUCUUUGGAGAAGUUUCUUUUUAGCUCUUCUGCCCAUUUUUUUGACUGGGUUGUUUCAUUUUUUUUGUUGUUGUUGUUGAGUCUCCAUUAUGGAGAGCUGUGUGGAGAUUCCUUAAUCUGCUAAAGAUGGAGCUACCAUAUGAUCCAGCAAUUCCACUCCUAUGUAUUUACCCAAAGGACACAGAAACAUUACUUCAAAAGGGCACCUGCACCCCUAUGUUUAUAGCAGCACUAUUUACAAUAGGUAAGCUAUGGAAACAACCCAAAUGCCCAAAAAUAGAUGACUGGAUCAAGAAGAUGUGGUACAUAUACACAAUUGAAUAUUACUUAGCAAUCAAAAAAGAUAAACUCAUGCAAUUUGCAGCAACAUGGAUGGAGCUGGAAGGGAUCAUGUUCAGCAAAAUAAGUCAGAAAGAAAAAGAACAAUACCAGAUAGUCUCACUCAUAGCAGGAAUUUAGAAAACCUAAAUAAAGGACGAGGAAAAAGACUAAUUAUAAUAAAGUAAAAAUCAAAAUCAACAAGCAACUAUCAACCAGCGACACACUGUGGGGUGGUGGGGGGAGACAGGAGUAGGAUCAAAA